Molecule: messenger RNA, 3857 nt
Organism: Myripristis murdjan (pinecone soldierfish)
Lineage: Eukaryota; Metazoa; Chordata; Actinopteri; Holocentriformes; Holocentridae
Product: hamartin-like
Exons: 22
Coding region: 117-3509 (1130 amino acids)
Biological process (GO): negative regulation of cell population proliferation; negative regulation of TOR signaling; regulation of cell cycle
Cellular component (GO): TSC1-TSC2 complex
Source: RefSeq, a predicted model, not a curated record
AGGGAGCCUGAACGCCUCGCGGCUGUGACGGUGUCGGGUUUCAGCGGAGUGGGCGGGGCCUCGGGUUGCUCAAUAUGGCUGCGCCCUGCCUCGAACAACAAGUCUGAAAGGUGUCGAUGAUGUCCAGGGAGCAGAGCAGCAGUGUGAGUGUGGGGGAGCUGCUGCUGCUGCUGGACUCUGCAGACCUGCAGCAGCUGGAGCAGAUCAGGACCACGGUGAACCAGCAGCUCAGCACCGACAGAGGAGGCGCUGUUCUGUCCAGUCUGGUUGAACACUACCUGGACUCGUCCUCCUCCCAGGCAGCGCUGAUCCUCUCCUCCAUCAGGGAGCCGCACCACAAGCCUCUGCUGGAGAAGCUGAAUGAGGUGCUGAGCCGGGCGGGCAGCCGGCUGGCCUGCCUCACCCUGCUGGGUCACCUGGUGAGGAAGCAGCCCCCGUGGGUGCACCAGAUCAGCCGCUUCCCCCUGCUGUCCUCGCUGCUCAGGUGCCUUAAGACGGACAGCGACGUGGUCGUUCUGAUCACGGGCGUUCUGGUCCUCAUCACGCUGCUUCCCAUGAUCCCUCAGGCCGGCAAGCAGCACAUCUACGACUUCUUUGAUGUGUUCGGACGCCUGGCCUCCUGGAGCCUUAAAAACCCCGGUCAGGUUCAUGGGGUUUACCUGGUCCACCUGCAUGCCAGCGUCUACUCACUGUUCCACCGGCUGUACGGGAUGUUCCCCUGCAACUUCAUCUCCUACCUCCGCCUCCACUAUAGCAUGAAGGAGAACCUGGACACCUUCCAGGAGGUUGUCAAGCCCAUGUUGGAGCAGGUGAGGGUUCACCCCGAGCUCAUCACGGGGACGCAGGACUACGAGCUGGAGCCGUCCAGGUGGAAGUGCUAUGAGGUCCAUGACAUUGUGAUUGAAUGUGCCAAAGUGUGUCUGGAUCCUCGGGAGUCGUCGUGUGAGGAGGGUUACUCCUCGCUGCCUGACCCCGCCUCCUCCUCCUGCUGCCCCGCCUCCUGCUGCUGCUCCUCCCCCAGGCCCCUCCUCCUCUCCUCCCCCCUCCCCCACCUGGACCUCACCGGAAGUUCAGUGUGCACGCCUCUGACUGGACACGCCCCCCUGUCUCUCUCUCUGCCUCACCUGGCUGGAAACAGCUCCUUCAUACAGGCUGACGAUGUCACGUGGAGCCCCUCCUCAGAGUGCGGUUUGGCCACUCCCCCUCCAGAACCCUUGCAAGGCUCCGCCCACCCGUUGAGCAGGACCACCUCCCUGUCAGCUGUGAAAUGUCCCUCAUCAGCCACCAUCCUGCUGAGAGCCAAGAUGGCAGCAACAGCCAGCCCAGGCAGCAGCCAAUGGCAGAGCCAGAGGGAUCGGCGAGUCAGCCAAUCACAGAGGAGGGAGGCCAUCAUGAUAUCAUCAUCAGCAACAACAAAGGUCAGCUCGUCCACUGUCUCUGUGGAGAGAAUUAGACAUGAUCACGUGCUUCUGAAUUAUUUUGAGAGAUUAAACAGGUUUGACAUGAGGAUGCAGUGUGUGUGUCUGUCUGAGCUGCAGCUUCAUUACCAGCAUCUGCCUCCAGAGGAGUUACUGAAGCCUUCCUCCUCCUCCUCCUCCUCCCCUCUCCUCCUGGCCUCCACUCCCAGCCGUGCUGCUGAGUCAUCGUUGGGUUCAGCCAAUCCGCAGCUGCCUUACUCCUUCAGCCCCACCCACCACACUCCCUACAGGCUGGAGGAGGGAGGCCCCGCCCUCUUCAGUCCUUCACACUCGGACCCUGGCCCCGCCCCUCCGUACGAGCCUCUGUUCCAGCUCGCCCUGCCCCGAGCCGCCUCACUCUUCAUGGAGAGGAAGACCCAGGAGGUAUCUCAGCGGGACGGAGGAGCAGAGCGGGAGGACCGGGAGGAGGAGCAGAGCCGCCUGUCUCCUCUGGAGCUGCUCGAUCGCCUCAUCGUCCACGGACAUGAAGCCCAUGACAAGCUCAGCAGGAGGCUGUCUGGGCCCAUCAACUGGAGUCAUUUUGGAGGUAAACAGCAGAGCAUGAAAACCAAAGGCUCCGCCCAGGGGGAGGAGCUCCAGGCGGCGAGGAGUGAGUUGCUGCUGCUGUUCAGUCAGCUGCAGUACGAGCGCUUCAAGAGGCAGCAGCACGCCGUCAGGAACCGCCGGCUGCUGCGCCGGAUCAUCAACGCCACCGCGCUGGAGGAGCACAACGUCGCCAUGAAGGCCCAGUUGCAGCUGCAGGAGGCGGAGCUUCAGGCCCUCAGGGGCAGCCUGGCAGAGGAGCAGCGCCGCUACACACACCUGCAGCAGGACACACACACACACACCACACAGCUGCAGACACACAUCCAACAGCUGCUGCUGCAGCUGCAGGAGGAACGCAGCCGGAGCCAGGGCCUGCAGAGUGAGCUGCAUGAGUGUCAGAACAGGUUGGGAGACGUGGAGGCGGAGCUUAAAAAAGCCAAUAACAAGGCUUACGACGCCGAGCACCAGCUCACACAGCUGUCACUCAAGCUGUCCAGCAGUGAGCAGCUGCAGGAGCAGAUCUUCCUGCUGAACAAACAGCUUCUGCUGCUGAGAGAAACCAACCGAGUGUUAACACAGCAGCUGGAGAGAGGAGACACACAGCACAGCACGGAGGUGUCCAUGCUGCAGUGCAGUGUGGGUAGGGAGCACCAGCGGCUCAAGGACAGCGAGCAGCAGCAGAAACAGAAACUGGAGGCAGCCGGUCACCGGAUCACAGAGCUGGAGAGCCAGCUGGGCCGCAGGGAUCAGCUGAUCCUGGAACAGAAGAGACUGCUGGAGGAGAGCAAGGCCCAGAGCAGGGCCCAGCUGUCGGCCUGUGAGAGUCGCUGUGUCGCCCUCAGGAGAGUCGCCCAGGCUCUGCAGACUGAGAUGCUGCAGCUCUACAGCAAGAUCGACCUGGACACACACUCACACACACACUCACACACACACACACACUCACACACACACACACUCUCACAGCCACAGGAGGCGUCCGGCCCCGCCCAGGCCUGCAGCAUCAACAGGCCGAACGGCAGCAGCAUCGCCAUGCCGGCCGCUGAGGGCAGCUGUUUCCUCGGCAACAAGCCCCGCCCCUUGUCUUCCUCGUCUGUCGGCAUCAUCAACGGAGGCGUGGAGCCGCUGUCCUCCUCCCCGCUGCACCUCCUGUGCUCCUCCUCGCCCGUCGACUCCCCGCUGGCCGUGGGCUCCUUCCUGGAGCAGAGGGCCCGCCAGCUGUUUGGCCCCAGCCACAGCCAGGAGGGGGAGGAGGGGGAGGAGCAGGGGGAGGAGGCCCAGGCUGGAAGCCCCUCUGAGGGCCACGAGGCGGAGGAGGUGAGGGAGGAGGAGGAGGUGGAGGUGGAGGAGGAAGAGGAGGAGGCGGUGCCGGAUGCCGAGCCUCCCAGCCCGACCACACCCUCAGACCGCUCCCGAAGCCCCGCCCCCGAGACCCCGAGCCAGGCGGCACGCCACCGCCGGCAGGAGCUGAGCAUCAUGGACUACGACGAGACGCUGCCGGAGUACUGAGGGGAGGGAGUGUGUGUGUGUGUGUGUGUGUGUGUGUGUGUGUGUGUGGCAGGGAGCGACACACUGCAGCACAAACACACCUGCACAGUAAAGGCCCGUUCACACACAUUUAGUAAACACACACAUUUGUUUUCUCACCAAAACGCUGAGGUUACUUCCUGCUGUCGUCAGCAGCGUCUCAGUGUGUGUGUGUGUGUGUGUGUGUGUGUGUCCUGUCAGAGGGACGCUUGGGGUCAAACUGUCCGGUUGUCUAUCAACGCUGAAUAUUCCCACCGGCUCUGAACGGGUCUUCAUGCUGCAGCUAGCUGGCUAACCAGGCUAGCAGCAGGAGGGUGUGUUUGUUUGGUC